Arabis nemorensis is the source of this 1605-nucleotide messenger RNA. The record is from the annotation of a GenBank genome assembly. Lineage: Eukaryota; Viridiplantae; Streptophyta; Magnoliopsida; Brassicales; Brassicaceae.
AUGAGCUCGUCACGAAUCGAUUCGGAGAAGCCGGCCAUGGUGUCGGAUUCGUCAAACCCCGAUUCACUGUUUUCUACUAAGACUCCUGACAAGACGGUGUCUCUUCCUACCAGAUCUCUUAACAGCGACGUCUCUGUCUUAUUCCCAAAGAUUAAGCCCCAACCCUCUGGACCCGUUAAGAGACGGAUCUUCUCUCCGCCGCGAAAACCUGUAAAAGUUGUGAAAUUACCCGAAAGGUUUGUGAUUCUGGAGGAAUUUUUCAAUGGGUUAGACACUUCGAUUAGGUUGCUUAAAUUAAAGGGCUCUUUGACUACAUUCGCCAAUAUCUGUCCCAAGAUCGAGUAUCUCACUAAUCGGGUAUUCUCGUAUGGUGAUUUGGCUCAGAUGAAGCAUAUUUAUCCAGAAGCCAUUGAAGUAAAGAGAGUGUUGAAGUAUGAUGAAGGCACUAGUUGUAUGAGACCUAGUCUUCACAUUAACUUAAAUACCGACGCAAUUGUACUUGACGGUACAAGUUGCGGAACGAAAUACAUGGAGCUUAGGAAAGUGUUCCACUCAAAGCUUGUAGAUUUUCACAAUGCUCAUCCUAAGGAUGAGAUUCCGAAAGAACUUCUUCCUGAACCUUUCAAUUCCCCUGAACCGGAUAGUUAUUCAGACAUAGUAAGUGUAGACUUGGGAGCAUCAAAACUUGAAGUUGAAGGGUUUGAUGUUCAUAUGGAGGAGAUAGAGCAAGAACAACAAAUAGCCAACAAAGUAAUUUCAGAUUCGACUUUUUCGGCUGGUACUGAGGAAUGCUUAUCAUCAUCACAUACGGAGUCAAGAAUAGUUGGAGCACCCAAACUUGAAGUUGAAGAGUUUGAUGUUCGUAUGGAGGAGAUGGAGCAAGAACAAUGUAUAAGCGACAAAGUGAUUCCAGAUUCGACUUUAUCAGCUGGUACUGAGGAAUGCUUAUUAUCACACUCAGAGUCAAGAAUAGUUGGAACGCCAGUCAAAGCUUUAUCCACUCCCUCCAAGGACCUAUCAACACCAAUCCGGCUCAUGAGUGCUACACCGACAUUGCAGCCAUCUAGAAGAUGUAUUACGAUGACUCCAGAUGAUGAUAAUGACUCUGUUAGAUCAACACAUGGUAUAGAAAAGCGUCCAUCUCGCACGAGGCGUGUGAUUUUCAACACUGGUGAAGCUGAAGUUGUGAAAGAUGACAUCAGUAACAAAACUAAAGGUAGCAACUAUGAAGCUGAUGAUGUUUCUGGUGAAGAUAGUCUUCUGCACUCGAUGAAAGAGAAACCAAAGGCUGGACCAGAGAAGCAAAAUUUACCUAAGCUUGUUGAUUUGAUUCAUAAGUUGUUUCACUCAACAAAGCGAACAGUCAUCACAAAGGAGGAGCUUCUUCACAAGCUUAUUGCAUGCCAAAUCGAUAUAACCGAUAGAAAGGAAGUGGAGGAACAAGUAAGGUUGAUGUUGCAAUUGGUUCCGGAUUGGAUCUCCGAAACAAAAGCGUCUUCUGGUGAUUUUCUUGUCCGCAUCAAUAAAAUGUCGACUGCUGAAACGGUACGAGCAAGACUUGAGGAAGCAACAACUACCUCACAGGGCAUUUUCUCCGUCUACUGA